AUGGUGGGCCUGAAACGUGCCGUGCCCGCUAAGCUUCCAGACCGGCUGGAUGCCGCAGCUGUGGCGGAGCAGUGCACUGCGGAUAGCGCUCUGAAGUUGAACGAGUACUUGGCACAGCACUUUCCGGGCACUGUGCCCUUGGAGAGGACGAGCUUAGAGCAGAUCUUCAACGACUUUGCCGCCAUGCAGCAGGAAGAACGAGGCCUCUUCGUCGAAGGCCGCCAGGUGCAGUUGAACGGAGCCCCGGACGCCCGCACCGGAUCGGUGGAAAUGAUCGCCUCGACCGUGUGCAAGCGUGUGGUGGAGAAGGCCAAAGCGCCGGAGGAGUUUCGCAGAAGUGUUACUCUGAAGAGCUUGCUUCCGGGGGCUGAAGAGGCCGAAGAAGAGACGGAAGCCUUCAACACGGAGGUGCGCCGUGUCUUGGCCACGCAGUUCAACAUCGCCGGUAGUCUCGUCCCUUGGGAAGAGCAGGCUCCGGAAGGAGGAGGAUCCGGCUUCUUGGACGACGACGAUGACGACGAAGAGCGCCCAUCAGUGGGCCAUGUCGCGGCUGCCAAGAACAUCGUUUGGGCGCGGCGCUUCAAGGUGAGGAUCGUCGAUGCACCGGGCGUUAACGACGGCGUGGCGGCGGAGGCCCAAGCAUGCCAAGACCGGGCAGAAAACAGGCGUAUCAAGGCAAGAGGCUUACAGGGCGCUAGCGAUCUCAGCUCGGAGACUGAAACGAGCCGCGCCACCACGGACAACCAUGAGGCUGAAAGCAGCGAUGACGAGUCGGACCAGUACUUCCGUUCUGCUAAUGUCAGCCGCGAGGAGACUCUGAAGUUCCCGACGGCAGAAGUGAAGAUGAAUGGGUUCGAGGCUGGCUCGCAUCAGAAGAGCUCUUCCAGCCGCGAUGACAGCUGA
Symbiodinium sp. CCMP2592 is the source of this 903-nucleotide messenger RNA. Lineage: Eukaryota; Dinophyceae; Suessiales; Symbiodiniaceae. The record is from the annotation of a GenBank genome assembly.